AUGCUCUGUUCUAAAAUCAGAGGCAUUGCAGACAGUAAUGAACUAUUAUCAACUUUGAGGUUUUACCUAACAGGCAAAUUAGUUGUGGCCAUAGAAAGCAUCAUGCUUGAACAGAAUGAAUCACUCUUACCCCUCACCUCGGCCUUGGAAUCACUUGCAAAUACCUCUAAGCAUAUGUCCUAUUACACGGUGAAUCGAAUGGAUUUGCUACAGGCAAUGACAAUUAUUGCAACCUUCGAAUAUUUGAACGAAGCCGUAUCGACGGCGCUGCACGAAGUUCUUGUUUCAGGGGGUUCCGCUUUGGAAAUUGUCUCCAAUACUUCAGACACAGUCACUUUCUGCCGUGUGGAUAGCAGUGGUAGCAAAGGUGGGCAAGAUUCAUGUACAAGUAAUACAACCAGUGACCUCUUCGCUUUCUUUGGUGACGCUCGUGAAAGUCCACAGUCAGAUCUUCUUUCUCUCCCCAUAUAUUCCAAAUUACAUGGCCUAAAUAUUUCUGAUGUGGGAUCGAAAUUUCGAAUUAAGCUUAAGAAGCUAGAUGACUCUGGACAAUUCUUCUGGACUAUGCUUCCUACUUCGAUCUCACAAUGCAAUUCUAGUAGGAGUGGUGAAGAGGCACUCCUGGGUUACGCUUUAUAUAUGCAGUCUAGUAAAUUGUCAAAGCUGAAAUCAGAUGCCAUCAGUCGGACUAAGCAUAUGCGACUCAAGGCAUCAGAAAUCAAUCGACUUUAA
Molecule: messenger RNA, 732 nt
Organism: Rodentolepis nana
Lineage: Eukaryota; Metazoa; Platyhelminthes; Cestoda; Cyclophyllidea; Hymenolepididae
Source: the annotation of a GenBank genome assembly